GAGAGAGAGAGAGAGAGAGAGAGAGAGAGAGAGAGAGAGAGAGAGAGAGAGAGAAAGGUUGUAUGCAAGGUAGUUUUGUUCCCCGAGCCGAUCGGUGGUAUCGGUGGAGUCGAGGAUUAACAACGACAGGAUCGCACGAGUGGUGACGAAAAAGAGAGAAAAGGAAAGAGAGAAAAAAAGAAAAAGAGGUAUUGAGAAUAUAUAUCGCAGGUUUCGCGCGCAAGGAGGUGAAGCAAGAGAGGCGAGGUGGCGGGCGAGUGUGAGCGCGAUAACACUGGGGCAGAAAGAAGAAAGAGAGAGAGAGAGAGAGAGAGCGAGCGAGCGAACGCGAGGAGAAGCAAAAGAAAGAGAGAUACGUCCGAAUCAAUCGCGCGAGUAUCGUCGAGCCGAGAGUAGCCGCGAGAUAGUGAGUGAUGUGUUCGAUGGACGAGGCGCGUCUCGCGGGCGGUGGUCGUCGUCGUCGUCGUCGGGGUAACGAUAACGCGUCGUGUCGCGCGCGCUGCCACUACUUGGGAUCCGUGAGAAAAGGCGAGCAGUCGGUGAUCAGGCUGGCGGGCGCCGGGGAAACGUUUCCAAGGGCAUGGCGACCACGCCACUAGGCGGUCGCCUCCCUAACGUAAACCGCAAAGGACCAUCUCCGUGUGUCGGUGGUGGUGGUGCUAGUAGUAGUAAUAAUAGUUGUAGUGGUGGUGGUAACGGCAACAACAACAACAACAUCAACAACAACGCCGCCAGUAACGGUAACGGCAGCAACAGCAACAGCAACAGCAACGCUUGCGGCGGCGGCGGCGGUGGCGGCAGCAACGGCAACAACAUCAACAGUAACAGCAACAACAGUAACAACAGUUUGGUAGCCGGCGGACAGUCUCGGCGGCAAGAAAGAACGCUGCUCGGCCGUGAACACCGCGACCAUCGCCACCAUCAUCAUCACCAUCAUCACCAUCAUCAUCACCAUCAUCACCACCAUCAGGGUCGGGACAGGUCCUUGUCGUCGUCGUCGUCGUCGUCAUCGUCCGGCCAGCAGCGUGAGCCUAAAGCAAGCACGGUGGCGGCUGCUAACGCCGGUGAGCUGGAUCCGGCCGCGACGAAUGCGACCAACAACUUCGAGUACGACGAUAACGAAUGGGACAUCGGCAUAGGAGACCUGAUAAUCGACCUUGAUGCGGACAUUGAGAAGACGAGGGACGAGAAAUUGAGCUCGGGGACAGGCAUGGCUUCUACGCCUGCCUCGGCAGCAUCGGCAACGAAUAACGCGAAUCAUCAUCAGUUGCAGAACUCAGCGGGCAGCGGAAGCGGCAGCGGAAGCGGCAGCGGCGGCAGCGGUAGCGGCAGCGGCAGCAGCGUCACGGGCGGUAGCAGCAGCAGCAGCAGCAGCAUCGGCAUCGGACAAUCGUCUUCGUCGUCGUCGUCGUCGUCCUCCUCCUCCUCGUCUACGUCCUCGUCGUCCCUCUCGUCGUCGUCCACAUCGUCCACGUCAUCGUCGUCGUCGUCCUCCUGCGGCAACCUCAACUCCACGGCUCGCUCCAACAGCCCCGGGAGCAGCGGCGGCGGCGGCGGUAGCAGCGGCAUCGUUAGCGGCGGCGGCGGCGGCGGCGGCGGCGGCAACAGCAGCAGCAGCAGCAGCGGCAGCAUCAGCAUCAGCAUCAGCAGCAACAGCGGCGGCGGCGGCGGCGGUACAGGCGCCAACAGCUGCGCCGGCAGCAACGGCGCCGGCGGUAACGCGAACGGCACGUCAACCGUGGCCGGUAACAAGCAGCAGCAGCCCACGGGCGUCGUGAGCGGCGUAAACGCCGUCCACGGUAACGCCGGCAAUCCCGGCAAGAUGGCCGUUGAACACUCGGCCACCGUCGACAAGGGCCUCAAGAUGAAGAUCAAGCGCACCAAGCCCGGCACCAAGACCAGCGAGGCCAAGCACGAGAUCGUCAAGUCGAACGAGAUCAACGGCACCGCCUCGUCGCAGGACGCGGCCAACGCCUCGGCCGCGUCCUCCGCGUCCGUCACGUCCGCCGCCGGCGGCUCGGCCGCCGUUUCCGUCGCGGUCGCGCAGAACUCACAAAAUUCCGAUUGCGGAGCGACCGGCGGCGGCGGCGGCGGCGGCGGCGGCGGUGGUGGUGGUGGAAGCGGCGGUGGCGGCAGCGGUGGUAGCAACAACGGCAACGGUACCAGCGGCGGCGGUGGUGGCAGCGGCGGCGGCGGCGGCGGCGGCGGCGGCCAAUCGUCCUCCUCCUCCUCCUCCAACAAGUCCUCCAAGCCGAGUCACAACACCCCAACGUCCGCCAGCGGCAACGGCGCCGCGCCGUCCUCCACGGCGGGCUCGAAGCGCGGCUCGAGCGGUCAUCGGCGCGACAAGGCGCGCGACAAGCACGACAAGCCGCAGAGCAAUCACACGCCCCAGCAGACCAAGCCGGAGAUGAACGGCACCGCGAGGCCCACUCCGCAGAGUCAGAACUCGGCGGGUGGCGCGACGCAGUCGCAGGGCCCGACGCCGGCCGCCACGGCGCCGCAACAGACUCAGGGACCACCGCCCAGCUCGAGGACAGGUUUUUCCGUGUCACAGGGCCCGGGACCACCCGCGACCAGCGCGGCAGCGCCUUGCCCGCCACCCAGCCCGGCGAGCGCGACCGCCGCCGGUGCAGCCGCCAAGCCGGAGCAGACCAAGGUCGCCGCGGUGCCGGGUCCACCACUGACCACGCAGGCCGAGGAGGCCUGCGACACCGCCGCGAGCCCUCCACCCGCCAAGAAGAUGAAGACUUCCAACUCCGAACCAAAGGACAUGUCCGACGUGUGCGUUGGGACCAGUGUGGGGACCAUUACAGAGCCGGAGUGUUUGGGGCCCUGCGAGCCCGGCACCUCCGUCACCCUCGAGGGCAUCGUUUGGCACGAGACUGAAGGAGCAGGCGUAUUAGUGGUGAACGUGACGUGGCGCGGCAAGACGUACGUCGGGACGCUCCUGGAUUGUACCCGCCACGACUGGGCGCCACCCAGGUUCUGCGACUCGCCUACGAGCGACCUGGACGCUCGCACGCCGAAAGGCCGCGGCAAGCGGGGUCGUGCGGCCGCCAAUUCCACACCCGGUAACGACCUGAGCAACUUCACGGAGACCAGGAGCUCGGUGCACAGUAAACUGCGCAACGGCGGCAAAGGUCGCAGGGGUGCGCAGGGUUCGCCUGCCGCCAGUCCGAGUCCGGCGGCCUUCGUGCCACCGCGUCCGGACCCAGCGGCGAAGCGCAAAUCUCGCGGCCCCGAAGAGGAGGAGAAGAACAAACGACGGGCGCCGCCACCUACUCCGCCGAGCGGCUCGCCGCCGGCGAGCCCGGUGUUGCUCGAGUGCCCGGAGCCGAACUGCAGCAAGAAGUACAAACACAUCAACGGGCUCAAGUACCACCAGAGUCACGCCCACGGCUCCGCGGACGACGACGACACGAAGGAGGGCAUCACCAGCAUGUCCGAGAACGACGAGAGCAACAUCGAGGCUCCGAGUCCGGCGACGCCGGUGAAAUCACCGGCGGACAAGCCGGAGGGCACACCAGUACGCGCGGCGAGUCCGCCGGCGACUAGUCUGCCACCGGAGACACCACCGCCACCUCCCAGAGUACCGUCACCGAGUAUAGAACCUCCUACGCCGACUGUGCUCGCGGACAAGAGCAUCGUGAAGCCGGGUGUACUGAGGUUCGGUCAAGACGACCUGCCGGCGCCGAGUCCUGUGGCGCCACCUUCGUCGAGGCAAACUUCGGUGCAGCAGCAGCAGCAGUCGUUGCAGCAACAGCAGCAACAGCAGCAGCAGCAGCAGCAGCAGCAGCAGCAACAACAAAGCCAGUCGUUAAACUCGUCGAACCCGCCGCAGAGUCCGAGUCCGCACACCAGUCAGUCUCCCAGGCCCAUACCGUCGCCACAUCCGAUCACGAAUAUCCCUCAGCCCAUCAACAUACCGCAACCACCGCAGCCUUCGCAGGUGCAGCAGCAUCAGCCGCAGAAUCCGCUGCUGCAACAGGCGCAACAGUCGCUGCAGGUGGGCCAAGCGCCGCAACAGCUGCAGCCUAGCCAACAACAGCAGCAACUGCAGUCAUCGGUACAACAGCAACUGCCGCCGGCGCAUCAGCUGCAGCCGAUGCAGCAUCCCCUGUCGGCCCAACUGGGUCAGCCGACGCAAGCGCAUGUGGUGCAACAGUCCGGACUGCAGCAGCAGCAACAGCAGCAGCAACAGCAGCAGCAGCAGCAGCAGCAGCAGCAGGCAAGUCUGCAGAGUAUAGCGAGUCAACAUCCGGGUCUGCAAAGUCUCGCGAGUCAAGUGUCGCAACAAGCGAGUCUACAAGUGGCACCGCCGCCACCGCCGGGUCACCCGGUUCAGAGCGUGCAGUCGCAUUUGCAGCAGUAUCAAAGCGUGUCGCUGCACACGGCGAAGAUGCCGCAGUUCAAGGUGAAGCCCACCGCGGCGCUCAUGCCGGAGCAGGAUAAAAGCAAGAAUGACGCGCGCACACCGAAGCCGCAGGGCUACAAGAAGAAAUCGCGGAAGUCGCCCGGCGGUAGCCCGCAUCCUUCGCCAUUGGAGGCGCCUAUCGUCGACUCUGCACGCGACGAUGUACAGAGUCCGGCUUACUCGGACAUAUCGGACGACGCCGCUCCGGUGCUCGAAGCCGAGUCGGCUGACAAGUCGAAGCAGAACCAAGACAAGGACAACAAGACGAGUGCGCCCACGCACCUACCCGCUCACUUCAGCAUGUACCCGUACUACAGUCAGCCACCUUAUCUGGUGCCCACCGUGCAGGAAAGCAAACCGGUGGUCGAUCAGAAGCCGAGCGACCUCACGCCCAAGCAGGAGAUCAAGCCGCUCAAUAUACCGCAGAUGCCUUCGAUGGCGAGCCUACAGAGCGUCGUGUCGGAAAAGGAGAAGAAGGAACUGAGUCAGCCGGUGCCGCAGCCGCAGCAGCAGCCGCACUACUACAGCGGCUACGGUGGCUACAUGCCACCGGGUUAUCCGUACCAGCCGCCGCAGCCGGUGUCGCAGCAGCAGCAGCAACAGCAACAGCAACAGAGCCAACAGUCGCAGGAGCCGGAUCUGCACGAGCAGAAGGCGAAGAUCAAGCAAGAGCCGCAGCCGCAGCCGAGCCUCAAGGACAAGCAGCACGAGAAUCAUCAGAUUCUCAAGGAGAGCCUCGACUUGAAGAACCAGAUGGGCACGUACCACGUGUACCACGGCUCGCAGAGUCAACGAGGCGGUCCACCGCCGCCACCCGGGCCUAUUCAGGACGACAGGAGGUACUACAUGUACCCGGAGCAAAGGCGGAAGGACGACUCCAGCAAGCAGAACCAACAGCCGAAGGCGCCGCCGCCCAGCCCGAAGCACCAGCCGAAGCAGGAGAAACCGCAGGACCUCGGCAAGAGCGAAGACUCCAAGAGCAAGCAGGAGGGCGUGAAGCCCACGAUGGAGACGCAAGGACCGCCACCGCCGCCUACCUCGCAGUACGCUUACAUCCACCCCACCUAUAUGCAGGCGCAGCACUACGGCGCGUUGCCGUUCGACCCGGGUCAUCCGGUAUACCGUGGCCUCAGUCCGAUGAUAAUGCCCGCACCCUACUCGGGUGGUCCCUACCUCCACCAACUGCCGAGGUAUCACGCGCCGGAGGACCUCAGUCGACCGCCUGGCGGCAAGGCGUUGGAGCUGCUCCAGCACCAUGCGAGCCAGUAUUAUUCGGCGCACAAGAUACACGAGCUUCAGGAGCGCGCGCUCAAAUCACCCACACCCAAGACGUCCGCCGCGUCCUCCAGCCCGUCCUCAGCGGGUCCCACGCCAGCGCGUCCACCCAGUGGUCCACCAACGUCGGUAGCGGGCCCGGGUCCACCGCCGGGACAAGGACAACCACCGUCUGGGAAGCAGCAGGGUCAGCCGGGUGGUCAACAACAGCCACAGGGCGCGGUGGACGCCAGCAGCGGGACUCUCGGCAAGGAUAAUAGGUCACCACCGCCGCAACGGCACGUGCACACGCAUCAUCACACCCACGUGGGCUUGGGUUACCCCUUGCUCACGGGACAAUACCCCGCUCCCUACGGAGGUAAGCCUCUCGUCAGGCCCUGACAGUAAAGCGACCCGCGGGACCCAGCAAAGCGAGCGAUUUAGCGAGCGAGAGAGAAAAAGAUAAAGAAAGUAAGAGCCGUGUGUGUAUGUAUCUAUGUGUACGCGUACGCGUAGCAUAAAGAGUGCACGUGUUAUAUGACGCGUUAAAUGCGUCUGCCAGGAUGCGCAACUACCGUUGCCGUCGCUGCCUGCACCGGCUUGCUUUCAUGUAUGGAGACUCUGACGCUCGACGAAGUUGUGAAAAACGCUUCCUUUGCGACCGACAGAUCCCUUGCGGCGGGUUAAUGCGAAAAGCGAGACACGCGAGAGGCGCCGGGAGACGCGUGAUGAUUCAUCACGAUCGAUUCCCCCGGGAUCCAUGCUCGUUGUUUUCCGCGAAUGCUGUGACACCAACGAGAGAAAGAAAGAGAGAGAGAGAGAGAGACCGUCUACUUCGUAAGACCAUGCGUUUGUAGUCGAGAUAAACAAAAAGGGGUGUGCCCUUAGAUGCGCGCGUCUCUGCGACUCGUCGACACUGCGAACUGUCGUUACGUCCGUCACGAUCGACUUGUAUCCGUAAGUUUUUAUCAAAUCGGACCGCACGGUCGUUCUCACUCCGGCGCGAUACCGUGCGAGAACGUCGUUUAUAAAGCAGUCGCGGCCUCUGGAGAAUGCGCCUUUUCAAGUAAUCGACACACGAUUCCGCCGUUUGUUCUCUAAGACACGUAACGUACGUUCGCCGUGUUGCCCACGUGUUCCCGAUGAUUCGAGGUCGAAUCGAAUGCGAUGUGAGAAUGACAGAGAGAAAAAGAGAGAGACGACUUCGAUGACGAACGACGAAACGGCGAACCGACUGUUUCUAGUUUCUCCUUAUCGAAAACGGACGUGCGAUCGUCCGACAAAACGGGUAAAACUCGGCCGGGUAUUAAUUAAGGGCCCGAGUAUCUAAACGACGUACACCAUAUUGGUGCAUAUGAGAUGAAGAGAAAAUUAAGAAAAGAAAGAUAAAAUAAAAUAUAAAGAGGAUACACACGCGAUGAGUCCCGAUGAGACGAAUAUGCAACAAAAGGGGACCGCGCGCGCGCGGCAGGAGUUCUCUCUCCGUUUGAGAGUCAAUCCGCGCGCCGAGUCUCCUCUCCGAGGUACUAUUUUAUUACCAGACCAAUAAGAGAACGAGAGAGCGAGCGAGCGAGAGAAAGAGAGAGCGAACGAGAAAGAGAGAGAGAGAGAGAGAGAGAGAGAGAGAGAGAGAGAGAGAGAGAGAGCGCACGAGAAAGAAAGGGAGGGAGAAACGUGUUUCUUUCUGUUUUCCCCUUCCAUUGUUCCUUCCUUCUUUUUUUAUAAAAGAAAAGAAAAAAGAAUCGAUCGGAACCUUCUUCUAAUUGUAAAGGAGCGUUGUUCUACGCCUUGGUUGUGGGCCCUGUUUCGUUUUUUUUUUU
Messenger RNA from Harpegnathos saltator (Jerdon's jumping ant), 7491 nucleotides. Its product is annotated as zinc finger protein 608. The coding region runs from base 581 to 6073 and encodes 1830 amino acids. NCBI's taxonomy places the organism in Eukaryota, Metazoa, Arthropoda, Insecta, Hymenoptera, Formicidae. The transcript has 3 exons. Gene Ontology annotation, cellular component: nucleus. Gene Ontology annotation, biological process: regulation of transcription by RNA polymerase II. The record is from RefSeq and is a predicted model, not a curated record.